AUGGAAAGAGGUUGGCUCCAUGAACAUGGAUUUUUCCUUUGUCUCAUUCUCCACCUGCUGCUUCAAGGAAGAGGAGACACAUUCACCAUCAAUUGCUCAGGCUUUGACCGGCAUGGAGUGGAUCCUGUCGCCUUCCAAGCAGUGUUUGACAGAAAGGCCUUCCGUCCAGUCAUCAACUAUAGCAUCCCCACUCGUGUCAACAUCUCCUUCACUAUGUCAGCCAUUGUGGAAGUGGAUGCACAGCUUCAACUGAUGACAUCUUUCCUAUGGCUAAACAUGUUCUGGUACAAUCCAUUCAUCACGUGGAACCCAGAGGAAUGUGGGGGCAUCAGGAAGAUCAGCAUAGCAGCUGAGAAUCUUUGGCUUCCAGAUAUCUUCAUCGAGGAGUUUAUGGAUAUGGAUCAGACAGCUACAGGUCUCAUGGUUUAUGUCAACAGUGAAGGUCUCAUCAAAUAUGAUAAGCCAAUGCGGGUGGUCAGCAUUUGUAACCUGGACAUCUUCUAUUUCCCCUUUGAUGAACAGAACUGCACACUCACCUUCAGCUCAUUCAUCUACACAGUGGAGAACAUGCUCCUGGGCAUGGAGAAGAAAGUGCAGGAGAUUUCGAACACAUCACAGGACCUCAUUCGGAGCAAGGGGGAGUGGGUACUUCUGGAUAUCCACCAGAGAAUGAUGAAGAUGACUGUGGGCACCAACCAGUAUGACCAAAUCAUUUUCUAUGUUGCCAUCAGGCGCAGGCCCAGACUCUAUGUUAUAAACCUUCUGGUGCCCAGUGGCUUUCUGGUUGCCAUUGACGCCCUCAGCUUCUACCUGCCAAUAGAAAGUGAGAAUCGUGCCCCAUUCAAGAUGACACUUCUGCUGGGCUACAACGUCUUCCUGCUCAUGAUGAAUGACUUACUCCCUGCAACUGGCACCCCCCUCAUCAGUGUCUACUUUGCCCUGUGUCUGUCCCUGAUGGUGGUCAGCCUACUAGAGACCAUCUUCAUCACCUACCUGUUGCACCUGGCCACCACCCAGCCCCCUCCCAUGCCUCAGUGGCUCCAUUCUCUCCUCCUCUACUGUACCAGCCCAACAAAAUGCUGCCCCACUGCACCCCAGAAGGGAAAUAAGGGCCUAGGCCUCACCCCCACCCAUCUGCCUGGUGUGAAGGAGCCUGUGGAGUUGGUGGGGAAGGUGCCAGGUCCCAGAGAGGCAGAGUUAAAUGGGUGCCCUGGGUCAACAAGGGCUCAAGAAGAAUAUGAGGCUCAGAAGCGGCACUUGGUCAACCUGUGGAUAGAGUUCAGCCACAUGAUGGACACCCUGCUCUUCCGCCUCUACCUGCUCUUCAUGGCCACCUCCAUCAUCACAGUCAUCGUCCUCUGGAACACCUAGGCAAAUGCCCAU
Lynx canadensis (Canada lynx) is the source of this 1383-nucleotide messenger RNA. Its product is annotated as 5-hydroxytryptamine receptor 3C-like. The record is from RefSeq and is a predicted model, not a curated record. Gene Ontology annotation, cellular component: membrane; synapse; neuron projection. The coding region runs from base 1 to 1371 and encodes 456 amino acids. Gene Ontology annotation, biological process: signal transduction; regulation of membrane potential; chemical synaptic transmission. Gene Ontology annotation, molecular function: transmembrane signaling receptor activity; neurotransmitter receptor activity; extracellular ligand-gated monoatomic ion channel activity. Lineage: Eukaryota; Metazoa; Chordata; Mammalia; Carnivora; Felidae. The transcript has 9 exons.